This is a messenger RNA of Fonsecaea multimorphosa CBS 102226, 1248 nucleotides long. RefSeq lists its product as uncharacterized. Lineage: Eukaryota; Fungi; Ascomycota; Eurotiomycetes; Chaetothyriales; Herpotrichiellaceae. Gene Ontology annotation, molecular function: UDP-glucose transmembrane transporter activity; UDP-galactose transmembrane transporter activity. Gene Ontology annotation, biological process: UDP-galactose transmembrane transport. The transcript has a single exon. Bases 1 to 1248 code for a protein of 415 amino acids. The record is from RefSeq and is a predicted model, not a curated record. Gene Ontology annotation, cellular component: Golgi membrane; endoplasmic reticulum membrane.
AUGGCGCGUCGCAAACAAAUCACCCCAAUGCAGCGCAUCAACUCUGGAGAGGUCAUGCAGGCUCCUUCAGAAGCCCCCGAACAGCCUGCCGUCUACAGCAACGGCCAUGUCUCGUCCCCUUCUAGAAAGCCCACCUCACAGAUUCAACACCGAUCUCAGACACAGCCGUCGCACCCGGGGUUUCUGACCCUUCUCAUCUGCGUUGGCGGCAUCUAUGCCUCGUUUCUGACCUGGGGCGUGCUGCAAGAACGCAUCACCACCACCCCGUACCCGCUCACUUCUGCCUCCGCUGCGCAGGCGCAACAAGAAUACUUCCGCUUCCCCAUCGUUCUCAACACAAUCCAGGCCUUGCUCGCUUUCACGAGCGGGAGCCUGUACCUCUCCUACACGACCGGACGUUUCCGCAUUCUCCCCUCGUCCUCCUCUCUCCUGCCGCUGAUGCUGGUCACGCUGACGACGACCCUCGCCUCUCCCUUUGGCUACGCCUCGCUGGCCCACGUCGACUACCUCACAUUUGUCCUGGCAAAAUCGUGCAAGCUACUGCCCGUCAUGGCGCUGCACGUCGCCCUGUUCCGCAAACGAUACCCCCUGUCAAAAUACAUGAUUGUGCUGGCUGUGACCAGUGGCGUCGCGGUGUUUACCCUAUACCACCCUCCGAAACCCGGCAAGUCAUCAAAGUCGACCCAGAACUCGAGUCUCUACGGCAUGACGCUGCUGGGGAUCAAUCUGUUGUUUGACGGGCUGACCAACACCGUCCAAGACCACAUCUUCCAGUCCCCAACCCGCUACGGCAAGACAUCCGGUCCGCAGAUGAUGGUCAUCUUGAACCUGCUCGGCGCGAUCCUGAUGGGCGCAUACCUCGUUGCAACGCCAUACAUCCCCUCGACCUUCAUCCCACAGUUCGUGCGCGCCGACACCCACGAGCUCUCCCAAGCCAUCUCCUUCUUCCAGCGCCACCCGCCCGUGCUCAAGGACGUCCUGCUCUUCUGCCUCUGCGGCGCCGUCGGCCAACUCUUCAUCUAUGCCACUCUCGAGAGGUUCUCCUCCUUGCUCCUCGUCACGGUGACAGUGACGAGGAAAAUGUUCACCAUGCUGCUCAGCGUCAUGUGGUUCGGUCAUUCCCUAACCAAAGGCCAGUGGAUGGGCAUCGGCUUGGUCUUUGGCGGCAUUGCCGCCGAGGCGUAUAUCCAGAAUCUAGAGAAGAAGGAGAGGGACAGGAGGAAGAAAACUACCGACAAGGCAAGAUAA